AUCAGAUACCACUCCAUCCCUCUCAACUCCUUUUUUCUCACUCCUCUCCACACACACACAGUCACACACACAACAGCACACACACAUUUCCAUUGUUAUCAUUCUCAGUAAAAGGAAGCAGCAGGAGCAGCACUAGACCAAGGAGAAGAGAAUGACGGAUAUAACUGAUGAUAUAGCAGAGGAGAUAUCUUUUCAGGGCUUUGAAGAUGAUUAUAAACUCCUGCAAAGCCUCCUCAAUGACGUCCUUCAAAGAGAAGUUGGUCACAAUUUCAUGGAAAUUGUUGAAAGAACCCGAACUCUUGCUCAGAGUGCAUGUAACUUGAGAAUUGCAGGAAUCGAGGCUACAGCAGAGCUGCUUGAGAGACAGCUUGCAGCAGAGUUGUCAAAGUUGACACUAGAAGAAGCUUUAUCCCUUGCUCGAACAUUGAGUCAUCAGCUCAAUUUGAUGGGAAUUGCAGAAACUCAUCAUAGAUUACGUAGAAAUCGUGGUGUGGUACAAUCAUCAAAAUCUUGUGAUGAUACUUUCAACCAGCUUGUGCAGAGUGGCAUAACUGCGGACCAGCUCUAUGAGACUGUCUGCAAGCAAGAGGUUGAGAUUGUCCUCACUGCCCAUCCCACACAAAUAAAUCGACGUACCUUACAAUACAAACAUAUCAGGAUUGCGCAUCUCUUGGAAUAUAAUGAGCGACAGAAAGAACUUGAGCUAGAGGACAAAGAAAUGCUGAUAGAAGAUCUGGCAAGAGAGAUUACUUCCAUCUGGCUAACAGAUGAACUUAGGCGCCACAGACCUACUCCUGUUGAUGAAGCUAGGGCUGGCUUGAAUAUUGUGGAGCAAUCACUUUGGAAAGCUGUACCUCAUUAUCUACGUCGUAUCAGCAAUUCUCUUAAGAAGCAAACUGGAAGGCCACUUCCAUUAACAUGCACACCAAUAAAAUUUGGCUCUUGGAUGGGUGGUGAUCGUGAUGGAAAUCCUAAUGUGACUGCAAAGGUGACAAAAGAUGUCUCUCUUCUCUCAAGGUGGAUGGCUAUUGAUCUCUAUGUCCGCGAAGUUGAUAAUCUCAGAUUUGAACUUUCCAUGAAUCAGUGCAGUGAUAGACUAUCAAGACUGGCACAGGAAAUUCUUGAAAAAGAAAGCUCAGAUGAGGACCGGCAUGAGAGUUGGAAUUCAUCACAUAAUUGGAACCAAUUGAAGCAUCAUGGUGAACAUGUUCCAGCUCUUCCAACACAGCUUCCAACUGGAGCUGAUUUACCUUCUUGCACAGAAUGCAAUGAAGUAGAGUCUCACUAUCCUCGACUAGAUGUUCCUGGCUCUGAGUAUAAGCCAUUGAAUCGGCAGGAUGGUGAAGUUUUUUCAGUAGGGGGUCCUAUUCCUGAUCUGAAUAAAACAUCACAGAAAAUAUUUGGAAAUGGAAACCUACCCCCUUCUUCCAGUUCUCAGCCAUCCGGAGUGCCCCGCACUCCUCCUUUCAGCUCUAGCCAACUCCUUGUUCAGAAGAAACUUUUUGCUGAAUCUCAAAUAGGAAGAUCCAGCUUCCAGAAGCUAUUGGAGCCAAGCUCGUCUUACAGACCAGGAAUAGCUCCUUAUAGAAUUGUUCUUGGUGAUGUUAAAGAAAAGCUUCUUAAGACAAGGAAGCGGCUGGAGCUUCUUCUUGAGGAUCUUCCUUGUGAAUAUGAUCCAUGGGACUAUUAUGAAACAUCAGAUCAACUUCUGGAGCCCCUAUUACUGUGCUACGAGUCACUGCAAUCAUGCGGAUCUGGGGUUCUAGCUGAUGGUCGCCUUGCUGACUUGGUUAGACGUGUCGCUACUUUUGGCAUGGUUCUGAUGAAGCUCGAUCUUCGUCAGGAAUCUGGUAGGCAUGCAGAGGCACUUGAUGCAAUUACCAAUUAUUUAGACAUGGGUACAUACAGUGAGUGGGAUGAAGUUAAGAAACUGGAAUUUCUGACUAGAGAGCUAAAGGGGAAGAGGCCUUUAGUCCCCCCAAGUAUAAAAGUUGCUCCCGAUGUCAAGGAAGUAUUGGACACCUUCAGAGUAGCAGCUGAACUAGGAAGUGACUCACUGGGAGCAUAUGUGAUUUCCAUGGCUGCAAAUGCUAGUGAUGUUCUUGCAGUUGAGCUUCUGCAGAAGGAUGCUCGCCUUUCUGUCGGCGGAGAGCUAGGCAGACCAUGUCCUGGAGGAACACUGCGGGUGGUUCCUCUAUUUGAAACUGUGAAGGACUUGAGAGAAGCUGGGUCUGUCAUUAGGAGACUGUUAUCAAUUGAUUGGUACAGGGAACACAUAAUAAAGAAUCAUAAUGGGCACCAAGAGGUGAUGGUUGGUUAUUCUGACUCUGGAAAAGAUGCUGGGCGCUUUACUGCUGCAUGGGAGUUGUAUAAAGCACAAGAAGAUGUUGUAGCUGCAUGUAAUGAAUAUGGAAUUAAGGUCACUUUGUUCCAUGGGCGGGGAGGGAGCAUUGGGCGUGGCGGUGGUCCUACCUACCUUGCCAUUCAAUCGCAGCCACCUGGCUCUGUUAUGGGUUCUCUUCGAUCAACUGAACAAGGAGAGAUGGUGCAGGCCAAGUUUGGACUACCACAGAUUGCUGUUCGGCAGUUGGAGAUCUACACAACAGCUGUUUUGCUUGCUACAUUACGACCUCCAUUGCCCCCAAGAGAAGAAAAAUGGCGCAAUCUGAUGGAGGAUAUCUCAAAACUUAGUUGUAACAGUUAUCGAAGCACUGUGUAUGAGAAUCCAGAAUUCCUUGCAUACUUCCACGAGGCUACUCCUCAAGCUGAACUUCAAUACCUCAACAUUGGAAGUCGCCCAGCCAGAAGAAAGAGUUCAGCAGGAAUUGGGCAUCUUCGAGCAAUUCCAUGGAUAUUUGCGUGGACCCAGACCAGAUUUGUUCUUCCUGCUUGGCUUGGAGUUGGAGCAGGUCUUAAAGGUGUUUGUGAGAGGGGACAUACUGAUGAUUUACGGGCAAUGUACAAGGAAUGGCCUUUCUUUCAAUCCACUGUUGACCUCAUAGAGAUGGUUCUAGGCAAAGCAGACAUUCCUAUAGCCAAGCACUAUGAUGAGAUCCUUGUGUCUCCAAGCCGGCAACCUCUUGGUGCCGAGUUGAGGGAAGAGCUUAUUAUAACUGAGAGGUAUGUAUUGUUGGUUACUGGACAUGAGAAACUAUCCGAUAACAACCGUAGUCUGAGGAGAUUGAUUGAGAGCAGGCUUCCUUAUCUCAAUCCAAUGAAUAUGUUGCAAGUGGAGAUUCUCAAGAGGUUGAGAUGCGAUGAUGACAACAAUAAGCUCAGAGAUGCCUUGCUUAUUACUAUUAAUGGGAUUGCUGCUGGAAUGAGGAACACGGGUUGAUCUCUAACAAAGUUCAACUUGAUAGAACAUUAUGGUCAUAUAUAAAAUAUUUUGAACAGUUAUGUAUCUACUUGUUAUGUGGCAGUACGCUAAGAAACCAUUUGGGUCUCUGAUUUAUUGGUUGGUUUGUGAAGACAUGUUUAUGUUCUUUUGCAUUAUUACUGUUUUCUAGCUUCUACAUUGUCAAAUUGAAUUCAGACACCACUAGUCUGGUAAGAGAGCCUAACCUUGGAUGUUGAA
Coffea eugenioides is the source of this 3577-nucleotide messenger RNA. Its product is annotated as phosphoenolpyruvate carboxylase 4. Gene Ontology annotation, cellular component: cytosol. Lineage: Eukaryota; Viridiplantae; Streptophyta; Magnoliopsida; Gentianales; Rubiaceae. Gene Ontology annotation, biological process: carbon fixation; tricarboxylic acid cycle. Gene Ontology annotation, molecular function: phosphoenolpyruvate carboxylase activity. The transcript is spliced from 20 exons. Bases 152 to 3337 code for a protein of 1061 amino acids. The record is from RefSeq and is a predicted model, not a curated record.